Molecule: messenger RNA, 2245 nt
Organism: Anarrhichthys ocellatus (wolf-eel)
Lineage: Eukaryota; Metazoa; Chordata; Actinopteri; Perciformes; Anarhichadidae
Gene: tuft1a
Product: tuftelin 1a
Exons: 12
Coding region: 141-1307 (388 amino acids)
Biological process (GO): intracellular signal transduction
Cellular component (GO): intracellular anatomical structure
Source: RefSeq, a predicted model, not a curated record
CACACGAGCACACCGGUCUGAAGACUAAUAACAGCAGCAAGCUGCGUGGACGAGCAGCAGAGAGACCAACGGAGGGAGCUUUAUACAGUUCACUUUUAUAUAUUUAUUUAUUCACUUGUUUGUUUGAGGAAGUUUUAUUUAUGUCAAAGAUGAACAGAAUGACGAGAAGCAUGUGCACAUUUGAGGACAUCAGAAAUCAAGAGCAUGGGGAGGGGUGCAGGCGACUGCGGCUCACACUGCACGACCAGAGUCAGGCAGCUCAGAGCACGGAGCAGCACAGGGACAAGCCAAUUGGACGUGCUUAUGCGCUGGUGCAGCCGGCCACUGACAGGACAUCUCUGAACCCUGAACCGGUCAAAUCUAAAGAGGAGCAGGUGGAAGUUAUCAAGGUCUAUCUAGAGGCCCGCAAACAAGAGCAGCAUAAACACCAGCAGAGCCUGAAGAUGCUGUCAGACGAGGUUUCCCAGAUACAGGAGGUGAGGUAUUGCCUGAAGACACUGAGGGAGCAGAUGGCAGUCAAAAACAAGCCACUCACAAAUGGGUGGAAAGUUGGUCUUCCCUUCAGAAAGAGCGCCUUGUCGUCCCAAAACGGAGGACCCAAAGCUGACGCACAGGAAGCAGAUGAAGAAGCCGAGAGAGCCAAGCUGAGGGAGGUCAGUAAGCGCUUAUAUGCACAGCUACAGGAAGCAGAAAAGAAACACCAAGAGGACAAAGAAAGGCUGCAGGCUGAAAGCCGCAGGCUGAGAGAGUGUCUCAACGAAGAGGAGGAGAAGUUGAAGAUAACAGAAGAAGCCAGCGAGAGGAAAGACAUGCGCAUAGACGAGCUCCAGAGGUUGCUGGGGGGGAUGGAGCAGGAGAGCUCCACCCUGCGAGAGGCAAUACGCAGCCGCGAGGACGAAAUGCGCGAACUGCGCAAGAUCAGAGAGGAGGGCCAGAAAGGGGAGCAGAGGACUGAGCAGUUGGAGAGGGAGGUGGCUGUUCUCAAAGAAAAGAUCCACCAUCUGGAUGACAUGCUGAAAAGCCAGCAAAGGAAAGUCAGACACAUGAUUGAACAGCUUCAGAACUCUCGCAUGGUGAUCCAGGAGAGGGACCGCGUGAUCAAAGAGCUAGAGGAGAAAGUGACUUUUUUGGAGGCUGAGAACCGAGAGAUGCAUGACCAGAUGGAUUACUUCCUGGGAGGACAACGGUCAAAUUCCUACCUUCCAUCAGAGCGCAACCCCCAGAUCGUCUACAGUAAACAAAUCAAGCCGUCCAACUCAUCCAACAAACCACUCCCUUUCAUCAGAGUCAUCGAGAUCAAGUCAUGAAGCGACUGCAGAGCAAAAAAAGACCACAAUUGUUAAGAACCACCAAAUCUUUGCAAUGCAGACUAAAACUGAACAGCAGCUCUGCGACCACAUCUGAUCGCUUUAACAUUUGUGGUGUCAGAGUUGAGCUUUCUGGACUGAAACUACAACACUACCACUUAAACCACAAACACUCUUGAAGGAAACUGUACGUGAUGUUUGGCGGCACAUGCGCACGGAAGCUUGCUGUGCGUCUGUGCAUAGCUAAUGAAUGUGUGUGUGUGUGUGUGUCAGCUUUAAUGUAGCGUAGCUGAAGCGUACUGAUUCAGCUGAUGUGCAUUUUAAGGUUAUAAAUACUAUUCAUAAAUACUGCGUACUUAAUGCGAGUGUUAUCUUGUGCUGCCCUGUUUUGAAUUGCUUUUUAGACCUUUGGCGUUGUUGUGUCAAAGCAGAACGGUUGAGCAAAGGGCAGGAUGACGGACCUUUUGCCAAAGUGGGUUAUGACAUCAUAAAGCUUAAAUGCAGUAAUGUAGAAAACCUAGCUAACAAAGCUAAAAGUGUCAUGUAACAAUCGUUAACCAGAUGAUCUACUUCCUGUGUAAUCAUUAGUCACUCCUGACUCUGUUCACUUUGCUGAGUGAACAGGAAGAUUUUUAACAUGUAAAUACUGACGAUAGUUUGUGUAAGGUGAACACCCUGUGAUGUUUUUAAAUGAUAUAGUUUUAAGCCCCAAACAACAAUGUGGCACUUCAUAAAACUGUGAGGAAGUAGAAGGAAGAAAUAUGAUUUCAAAGCAGUGUCGCUAUUAUACAUGUUUCUUGUAAAGCAUUUCAGUCCCCUCAUUGUGUAACCAGACAACUUGUUUUGUACACACUUUUAAUUAAUGUGAUUUAAUGUUUUAAUUUCUACCUAACAGCUUUCUCCUUUGUAUUUAUUUAUAUAUGAAAAACACUUUUAGA